This is a messenger RNA of Sarcophilus harrisii (Tasmanian devil), 5452 nucleotides long. RefSeq names its product eukaryotic translation initiation factor 3 subunit A (gene EIF3A). Gene Ontology annotation, cellular component: multi-eIF complex; eukaryotic translation initiation factor 3 complex, eIF3m; eukaryotic translation initiation factor 3 complex, eIF3e. Lineage: Eukaryota; Metazoa; Chordata; Mammalia; Dasyuromorphia; Dasyuridae. The transcript has 22 exons. Gene Ontology annotation, biological process: translation reinitiation; formation of cytoplasmic translation initiation complex. Gene Ontology annotation, molecular function: mRNA binding; translation initiation factor activity. The record is from RefSeq and is a predicted model, not a curated record. The coding region runs from base 301 to 4404 and encodes 1367 amino acids.
CGCGGGGAUGAGGCCCGGCGUGGAACACUGCGGGCGCGCCGGCACAUCCGGGGCCUGGGAGGCGGUGGCGCCCGGCGGGGAUCACGUGGGCCAUUCCUUUCCGUCUCUGGCAGGCUGGGGCGCUGGCGGAGCGCGUGUUGCUCGCCGACUCGUCUUUCCUUAUCUCCGCCGCCCCCCACACCCGACCCUCCGCCCGUAGAGCCGGUGAGGAGGUCGCGGACGCGUACCCCGUCCAGGACCGGCCCAAGGAGCUCCUUCUCGCCUCCUCCGAACGCCGCGUGAGCUGACCCCGCCGCCAAGAUGCCGGCCUAUUUCCAGAGGCCGGAAAACGCCCUCAAACGGGCCAACGAAUUUCUCGAAGUUGGCAAGAAGCAGCCCGCCCUUGAUGUUCUCUAUGAUGUUAUGAAAAGUAAAAAACAUCGGACAUGGCAAAAAAUACACGAGCCUAUUAUGCUAAAAUACCUAGAACUAUGCGUGGACCUCCGCAAGAGCCACCUGGCUAAGGAAGGAUUAUAUCAGUACAAAAAUAUUUGUCAACAGGUUAACAUCAAAUCCUUAGAGGAUGUAGUUAGGGCAUACUUGAAGCUGGCUGAAGAAAAAACUGAAGCUGCUAAGGAAGAAUCACAACAAAUGGUCUUAGAUAUAGAAGACUUGGAUAAUAUUCAAACACCUGAGAGUGUUCUCCUAAGUGCUGUAAGUGGUGAAGAUACUCAGGACCGUACUGACAGAUUGCUUUUAACUCCCUGGGUUAAAUUUUUAUGGGAGUCAUAUCGACAAUGUUUGGACCUUCUUCGAAAUAAUUCUAGAGUAGAGCGUCUCUACCAUGAUAUCGCCCAGCAAGCUUUCAAAUUCUGCCUCCAGUAUACUCGUAAGGCUGAGUUCCGUAAGCUAUGUGACAAUCUAAGGAUGCACUUGUCACAGAUCCAACGCCACCACAACCAAAGUACAGCCAUAAAUCUUAAUAAUCCUGAGAGCCAGUCUAUGCAUCUGGAAACCAGACUUGUACAAUUGGACAGUGCUAUAAGUAUGGAAUUGUGGCAGGAAGCGUUCAAAGCAGUAGAAGAUAUUCAUGGUUUAUUUUCAUUAUCUAAAAAGCCACCUAAACCUCAGUUGAUGGCAAAUUACUAUAACAAAGUUUCGACUGUGUUUUGGAAAUCUGGGAAUGCUCUUUUUCAUGCAUCUACCCUCCACCGACUUUACCAUCUGUCUAGAGAAAUGAGAAAGAAUCUUACCCAAGAAGAAAUGCAGAGAAUGUCAACUAGAGUUCUUUUAGCCACACUCUCCAUUCCUAUUACUCCAGAGCGUACUGAUAUUGCUCGACUUCUGGAUAUGGAUGGCAUCAUAGUUGAAAAGCAACGUCGCCUUGCAACACUGUUAGGUCUCCAGGCUCCACCAACACGAAUUGUUCUUAUUAAUGAUAUGGUUAGAUUCAACGUAUUACAAUAUGUUGUUCCAGAAGUGAAAGAUCUUUAUAAUUGGCUGGAGGUGGAAUUCAAUCCACUAAAGCUUUGUGAUCGGGUUACAAAGGUUCUAAAUUGGGUGAGAGAUCAAGCUGAAAAAGAACCUGAAUUACAACAAUAUGUUCCACAACUGCAAAACAACACUAUUCUCCGACUUCUACAGCAGGUGGCACAGAUAUAUCAGAGCAUUGAGUUCUCUCGUCUGACUUCUCUGGUUCCUUUUGUUGAUGCUUUCCAACUGGAACGUGCUAUUGUAGAUGCAGCCAGACAUUGUGAUUUGCAAGUUCGUAUUGAUCAUACUUCAAGAACAUUAAGUUUUGGAUCUGAUUUGAAUUAUUCUACUCGAGAAGAUGCUCCAAUUGGUCCUCAUCUUCAAAGUAUGCCAUCUGAGCAGAUAAGAAAUCAGCUGACUGCUAUGUCUUCCGUGCUUGCCAAGGCAUUGGAAGUUAUUAAACCUGCUCAUGUUUUGCAAGAAAAGGAAGAACAGCAUCAGUUGGCUGUCACUGCUUAUCUUAAAAAUUCGAGAAAAGAACAUCAGCGCAUCUUGGCUCGCCGGCAGACAAUUGAGGAGAGGAAGGAGCGGCUUGAGAGUUUGAAUAUUCAGCGUGAAAAAGAAGAGUUGGAGCAGCGCGAAGCAGAACUGCAGAAAGUGCGGAAAGCUGAGGAAGAACGACUCCGCCAGGAAGCCAAGGAAAGGGAAAAAGAACGCAUCUUACAGGAGCAUGAACAAAUCAAAAAGAAGACUGUCCGUGAGCGACUUGAGCAAAUUAAGAAAACAGAACUUGGUGCCAAAGCUUUCAAAGAUAUCGAUAUUGAGGACCUUGAAGAAUUGGAUCCAGAUUUCAUUAUGGCCAAGCAGGUUGAACAACUAGAGAAAGAAAAGAAAGAACUUCAGGAACGCCUGAAAAACCAGGAGAAAAAGAUUGACUACUUUGAAAGAGCAAAACGAUUAGAAGAAAUACCUCUUAUAAAGAGUGCCUAUGAAGAACAGAGAGUUAAAGAUAUGGACCUUUGGGAACAACAGGAAGAAGAAAGAAUUACUACUAUGCAACUGGAACGCGAAAAAGCCCUUGAACAUAAGAAUCGAAUGUCAAGAAUGCUGGAAGAUAGAGAUUUAUUUGUAGAGAGACUCAAGGCAGCAAGACAAUCUGUUUAUGAGGAAAAACUUAAACAGUUUGAAGAAAGACUGGCGGAAGAAAGACGUAAUCGCUUGGAAGAACGGAAGAAACAGCGCAAGGAGGAACGCCGUGUGACUUACUACCGGGAAAAGGAAGAGGAGGAGCAGCGCCUGGCUGAAGAGCAGAUGCUCAAAGAGCGUGAAGAGAGGGAGCGUGCUGAACGUGAAAAACGUGAGGAAGAACAACGAGAAUAUCAGGAGCAUGUCAAGAAACUAGAAGAAGUUGAAAGGAAAAAACGCCAGAGAGAGAUGGAAAUUGAAGAAAGAGAACGUCGUCGAGAAGAAGAGAGGAGGAUAGCUGAUGAUUCACUUUCCAGAAAGGAUACUCGUUGGGGUGAUAGAGAUUCUGAGAGCACUUGGAGAAGAGGUCCUGAAGUAGAAUCAGAAUGGAGACGACCACCAGAAAAGGAAUGGCGCCGGGGAGAAGGUCGUGAUGAGGAGAGGUCUCUUCGAAGAGAUGAGGACCGACCAAGACGUGCAGCAGAUGAUGAAGAGAGAGACUCUCUAAGAACAGAUGAAGACCGCAUUCCACGACGUGGUAUGGAUGAUGAUAGGCCCCUUCGACGUGGUGCUGAUGAUGACAGAUUCCCUCGUCGUGGGGCUGAUGAUGACAGAGUUUGGCGUAAUACAGAAGAUGAUCGACCUCCCAGACGGAGUUUGGAUGAAGACAGGGGAACAUGGCGUUCUGCGGAUGAUGAUAGACCGCCUAGGCGAGGACUAGAUGAUGAUAGAGGAAGUUGGCGAACAGCUGAUGAGGACAGGGGUCCCAGGCGUGGAAUUGAGGAUGAUAGAGGACCUAGGCGUGGUCUUGAUGAGGAAAAGUCAUCUUGGCGCAACGCAGAUGAUGAUAGGGGUCCUAGACGUGGCAUGGAUGACGAUAGGGGUCCUAGACGUGGCAUGGAUGAUGAUAGGGGUCCUAGGCGUGGCAUGGAUGAUGAUAGGGGUCCAAGGCGUGGCAUGGAUGACGAUAGGGGUCCAAGGCGUAGCAUGGAUGAUGAUAGAGGACCUCGGAGAAAUGCAGAUGAUGAUAGAAUUUCCAGGCGUGGAGAUGAUGAUAGGGGAACUUGGCGUAAUAUGGAUGAUGAUAGACUCUCUAGACGUGGUGAAGAUGACCGAAUUCCCAGGCGUGGUGAAGAUUCAAGACCCGGUCUUUGGAGACCAGUUGGCAAGCCAGGUGGCUGGAGAGAGAGAGAAAAAGCACGAGAGGAAAGCUGGGCUCCACCUCGAGAUUCUAGGCCCUCAGAAGACCGUGAAUGGGAUCGAGACAAAGAAAGAGAUAGAGAUCAAGACCGUGAAGAAAAUGAUAAAGAACAUGAAAGAGAGAGAGAUGGCGAUCGUGAAGAUCGUUUCAGGCGAUCUAGAGAUGAGACUGGGUGGAGAAGACCAGCUGAGGAAGCUUCAAGUUGGAGAGAUUCAAAUCGCCGUGAUGAAUGGGAUAGAGAUGAUCGUCGUGGUCGUGACAGAGAUGAGAGGGGAGGAAGAGACUUGAGAGAUCGGCGAGAUGAUAGAGACAGAAGAGGGCCCCUAAGGAGUGAGCGGGAAGAAACAAGCUCCUGGAGACGCACUGAGGAAAGGAAAGAUGAACGGGCUGAAGAACGUGAGACUCCUCGUCGAAUUCCUCCUCCUCUUUCCAGAGAUCGAGAAAGAGAAGGUGAAAAGGAGAGCAGGGGUUCAUGGAGAACAGAAAAAGAUCGAGAAACUCGAGAAUCUCUUCGUCGAACCAAAAAUGAGACUGAUGAAGAUGGAUGGACCACUGUACGACGUUAAAUCUCAAGAGAUACACAGUCUAAACUGGUGUUUUAUCAUAGGUUUGGUCACAUUCAAGGAUUAUUAUAUUUGUGCUUAAACCAUUCUAAAUUGGAUUUCUUUAACUAAUGUUGUUUCACCAUAACAUGAAAAGCAUGAACUUGUAUUAAUCCUAUAUAGAUUGAUCAUGCAUUGUAUCUGCAGCAGGAAGUUGGAAAACUGAAUGCCAUUUUCUGAAAUUUAAAGUGUUGCAUUAUUUCAAUGAUCAUUUGUUUACAAAAAAAAUUUUUAAAAACCCACAAAAUUUAAAAUGUGAAUCCUUCAGGUAUUGUAGCACAUAUAUCUCAGUAUAAAACUGAUCUCUUUUCUUUUCAAUUUCAAAAUAUCUAGUCUUAUUUUGGAAUGAGGUAAGAUUCUGUCAUAGAAAAAUGUAUUUGAGUAUCUUUAAAGCAGUGGUAUCGAAAAAACAACUGAAGCAAUUUUCAUUUAUACUAAAGCUAUUGUUGAAAUAUACCUUUUUAGGUAUUUUGAAGCACGGCUUUUUGAGGUAUUUAUUAUCUGAAUUUAAAAAAAAGGUUUUAGGUUCACAUUAAGUGCAGUAAACAUGAACAUUGGAUACAGUGGAAUUGUCUGUAGGUUUUACUUGAAUGCUGGUAGAUGUGGAACAAUUUGAAGUCAUUGUUCUAAUGAAAUAUGACUACUGCUGAUGUGUGAAACCAGAAAAAUACAGCUUUUAAAUGGAAAGCAUUGGGUGAAUCUAGUGCUGAGUUUUUUCUGUUGCCAAUAGCAAACUGCUUUUCCAUUAAUGGAGAAUUCAUGCCUUUCAAGCAUUUUAAAUAUGACAAUAUUUAUAAAUGUGUGGUUUUGGAGGAAUUGUUUAAAUUCUUUUCCUAAUUUCCUUUGUCUUCAGGAUAGAUUCUUUCAGCAAGUACUUUGUAGUAAUGACUGUGUUGACUUCAAUUUUGAAGUGUAGUAGCCAUGUUAAUUAUUAACUCUUUGGUCUUAUUGAAGCCAACACAGUACUUGCUGCUGUGUUUUUUCUUCAAUGAUAAAUAAAAUACUUACAGAA